Eurypyga helias (sunbittern) is the source of this 1679-nucleotide messenger RNA. RefSeq names its product activating signal cointegrator 1 complex subunit 2 (gene ASCC2). NCBI's taxonomy places the organism in Eukaryota, Metazoa, Chordata, Aves, Eurypygiformes, Eurypygidae. The annotation marks the transcript as partial. Gene Ontology annotation, biological process: regulation of DNA-templated transcription. The record is from RefSeq and is a predicted model, not a curated record. Gene Ontology annotation, molecular function: ubiquitin binding. The transcript is spliced from 14 exons.
AUGCCAGCAUUGCCUCUGGAUGAACUCCAGCUGACAGAAAGGGAUCCCAAGACAGGGAAGCUGAGAACUUUACCAGCCCUGCACCCAGAAAUAAAAGCAGAUCGGUCUUUUGUGCUAUACAGACCACCACCUGUUGUCAGAGACCCUGCUUUAGUGGAAGAAUUCUUGGAGCGAGCAAAAUUCAUUGCAGAUGACCUGAACUGGCUUCUGGCUUUACCUCAUGACAAAUUUUGGUGCCAGGUAAUAUUUGAUGAGACGCUUCAGAAGUGUCUGGAUUCCUACCUGUGCUAUGCCCCGCGCAAGUUCGACGCGCUGCUGGAUUGCCAUCCGGAGGUGAAUGACGUGCAGAAAUGUCUUCAUAGGUGUGUCUUCCUGACUUUCCUCAGAAUGUCCACUCACAAGGAGUCCAAGGAUCAUUUUAUCACUCCCUCUGUCUUUGGAGAAAUUAUUUACAAUAAUUUCCUGUUUGACAUCCCCAAGAUUCUGGAUCUCUGUGUGCUUUUUGGGAAAGGAAAUGGUCUCCUUCUCCAGAAGAUGAUUGAGAAUAUCUUCAUGCAGCAGCCAAGUUACUUCGGUGACCUAGACGAAACGCUGCCCACUGUCCUGCAGGUGUUCAACAAUAUUUUGCAUAAGUGUGGUUUGCAGUGUGAAGGAGCCUCUGCUGAGCCCCAGAAAUUGGAAGAAAGAGUAAACGUGACUCCGGGAAACAUGCCCCUCCAGGAGCUGAAGGAUAUUGUGCUGUACUUAUGUGACACUUGCACAACACUCUGGGCGUUUCUUGAUGUCUUCCCAUUGGCUUGCCAGACCUUCCAAAAACAUGAUUUUUGCUACAGAUUAGCUUCGUUUUAUGAACUGGCAAUUCCUGAGCUGGAAUCUGCAAUUAAGAAGAGGCAUUAUGAGGAUAACAGUGUUUUUGCUGAUUUGUGGAGGAGAAUUUCACAUUCCAGAAAGAAGAUGAUAGAAGCUUUUCACAUUCUAAUCAACCAAGUCUGUCUGCAGCCCAUCUUAGAAAGCAGCUGCGAGAAUAUUCAGCCCUUUAUUGAGGAAUUUCUACAGAUCUUCACUUCGGUGCUUCAGGAAAGGAGAUUUCUCCGUGACUACGAUGAGCUGUUUCCCAUUGAGGAUGAUGUCAGCCUGCUUCAGCAAGCAUCCUCCACGCUAGAUGAGACCAGGACAGCUUACAUUGUCCAGGCAGUGGAAAGCGCCUGGGAAGGGGUAGACAGGAAAAAAGCACAAGUCACUAAAGAUCCCCUCCCAGCAGCACCUAAUGGAGCAUCAGCAGAAGGGGAGAGCGCUGCUGAGGACAUGGAAGAGCUUGGGGCUGCGUAUGCAUCAGGGGAUGAGUGUGCCGGAGCAGCUGCUGCGCCCGUUGCCAAGGUGUCAGGGGUGGAGCUGGACUCUCUCAUCUCUCAAGUGAAAGACUUGCUGCCAGACCUUGGGGAGGGCUUCAUCCUGGCCUGCCUGGAAGAGUACGGGUACAACACGGAGCAAGUGAUCAACAACAUUCUAGAAGAUAAGCUGGUGCCAUACUUGGAUAAGCUGGACCGAUCAAUGCCAAGGCAGCUGAAGCCAGACCCUACUCCUCUAGUCACUUCUCGCUAUAACGUUUUCCAGAACGAUGAGUUUGAUGUUUUCAGUAGGGACUCGGUGGAUGUUUCUCGGAUACAAAAAGGCAAACG